AUGGCAGCUCAGCUCAACACGCUGAGGAGAGGAGGGGGAGACCGACAGGAACCCUUCAGAGACCCUAAGGGAGACACAAACAUGGACGGAUACACGCUGACAGACUCAGCCAAGCUCGGCCCCACCCCUCCUCCUCCCCCCGCCAACCCCAGUGUCACCCCGUCUGUGCCCCCCCUCACCACCACCAGCAGCAGUGGCAGUAAUGGCAAGCGCACCCCCUCCAGUGCCCAGCAGCAGUCCCAGCCCUCGCCCGCCCAACAGCGUUACCCGCCAAGAGAGAUCCCUCCGCGCUUCCGCCAGCAAGAGCACAAGCAGCUGCUGAAGAGGGGUCAGCCGCUGCCCCCCGGGACCCUUGCAACUGUACCAGGACGCCCCGAACCUGACUCGAGUCAGAUAUUCUCUGGUGCAUCGCACACAGAGCUGCCCCCACAGAGUGGCCCGGGAGCUCAGUAUGAGAAUCCUCACUUGGGACACCAGCCUGCCAAUCGGAGUGCCACUUCCACCUCAGCGUCGGCCAAUCACAGUGGCUGGGAUACAGUGAUCAUCGACGAGAGUGACACCGAGGCCUGGCCCUCCAUUUCCCGCAGCAGCCAGAGCCAGGGCCAGGGCCCUGCAGGAGGAUGCCCCUCGGACACUGACCUUGUUGGUCCGGCCAGCAGCAGCAGUAUGAGCAUGGCCACGGGGGCCAACGGCCAGACAGGCCACUUUCCUGCCAACUACCCCAGCAGCAAAGGAGCCAGCUCUGGGCCCGGCGGCUCAGCCAAUCACCCCGGGGCAGGCGUGGUCGGCAUGGCAUCCGGCCAGGGAGCAGCCAAUCGGGGCUGGGGAUCUGGUCCCGGUCCCUCCACCCAUGGCCCUCCUCAGUCCUCCUCUGUCGGGGGUGGGGAGGGGAAGAGCGACGGCCCAAUGGGAGGCGGGGGAGGCAGGGGUUGGGGCUCCUCUUCCUCCAACUUUAACUUGAACCUGAACCCCAACGCCAACCCCUCGGCCUGGCCCGUGCUGGGGCACGACGGGGGCGGAGGAGCAGGGGGAAGCAGCUCAGGGGGAGCCAACCCCAACCAACCCCCUUCUUCUCAACCCCCUCCUAACCUCUGCAACCCACCAGGCACCUCUCCCGCCCAGGGGAACGGCAACAGAGGAGGAACCAUGGGGGGCGGCGCCGCCAACGGCAACCUGCCAGUAGGGGGAGGCAGCACAUGGGGAGAACCAUCUGAGCCACACCCCUCCUCGUCCACGAAUGUGUCUUUCAGCUCAGAACCUCAGAACCUUAACACUGACGGACCAAAUCAUGCAAGCAAGCAACAGGAGCCCCCCAUCCACAGCGUGCCCGGCUGGGGUGGCCCCUCCGGGGGCAUGGGCUCCCUGGGCCAGCCUCCUCCUGGAGCUCCCCAGCUGGUCAACGGAGAGGACGGCAGCUCCGUCUGGGGCAGCAAUGGAGACUCCAAGUCAGUCGCCUCCUCCGCAGAGGCUUCGGGCUGGGACUCUGGGGCCGGUGGCUGGGGGAGCCAUGGAAGCAGUGGUGGGGGAACCUCUGGAGGCUGGGGAGGCCAGAGAAGCGGAGACGGCUGGGGGAAGCAGCAUUCUGGCGAGGGCCAGGGAGGCUGGGACGCCCCCAGCUCUCCUCCCCAGCAGGCCAGCUCCUGGAGCACCCGAGCACCUAGCACCGCGGCGGCCAGCGAGGGCAGCAGCGAGGGCAUGGACGGAGCAGGACACUCCCGCCGACAGGACCAGUCGUCCAGGGAUGAGCCUGCCCCCCUGCUCCCUGCCCCUGACCUGGACCCCAGGGUGCUGUGCAACACAGGCUGGGGCCAGACACCCGUCCGCCAGCACACGUCCUGGGACAUGGAGGAGGCGGCACGCACCCAACGAAAGGCAGACGCUGCCGGGACGGACUCCUGGGGAGGCUCUGGCCCCAACACCCCCACCGAGCCAGUCCAAGGGCCAUCCAACCCCAACCACGGCCCCCCUCACCGGGCUGACCCCAAGAGUGAGGGUCCCGGGCCCGGUCCUCAGGCUGCCCCUGGCUGGGGUGGUUCCAUGCCUCCAGCCAGCCAACCUGGCUCUGGCUGGGGCGAGCCACAGAGCAGCAAGAAUCCCCCCAAUGGUCCCGGAGGCUGGGGGAACCCCCCACCAGGAGGCCCCGGGCCAGGCCCCAACAUGCCCAAAGCUGGGAGCCAGUCCUGGGGAACUCCAGAGGAGAAGUCCCCAAGCUGGGAUGAUCCCCACAGCAAGGCCCCCAAGCCCCAGGGCUGGGGAGAUGGGCCCAAGCCGUCCCACAGCGGCUGGAGCAACAGCGCUGGAGGAGGGGGCAAUGGAGGUGGAGGUGGAGGAGACUGGGGAGAGCCUGCAGAUGGCAAGAAGAGCAGCCCCACCACGAACCCUCCCUGGGAGGGAGAAGGAGCAGGAGGCUGGAAAGAGAGCAACCGAGGCUGGGGAAAGCCUGGUCCGGGGGUGGUGGGAAAUGUUGGAGGAGGUGGAGGCUGGGGAGAGCCAGCGAUGGCCCUGCAGCGCCCAAGCGGCCCUGCCCAAGGAUGGGGCGGCAAGCCCCAGGAGAGCUCCAAUGGCAACAGCGGAGGAGUUAGAGGCGGUGGAGAAGGGAGCAUGGGAUCCUGGGGAGGCCCUGGCCCCGUGAAGCCCAGUGGAUCAGGCCAGGGGGGCAUCGGUGGAGGAGGAGGGGGCAAGCAGGACCCCUCAGGAGGAGAGCCCACGGGGUGGGAGGAACCUUCCCCACCCUCCAUCCGACGCAAGAUGGAGAUUGACGACGGCACCUCGGCUUGGGGCGAUCCAGGCACCUACAACAAGACGGUCAACCUCUGGGACAAGAACAACCCUGGGGGAGGAGUGCCACCCCAAGGUAGACCUCCAGGGAACGCCCCCCCAGGCCCCCCUGGAAACAACAACAACAACCACCCCCACCCACCACAUCACCCUCCCCACCAUCCUCACGCCUACCACGGCCCUCCACCACCCCUCCAGAGCCAUGUGGGCCACAACCCCCAGGGCUCAGGCCAGAACAGUGGGCCCAUGGACCCAGCCGUGCCUCACCAGACUGCACCUCCACCACACAGCAGACCACCCCUCAUGGGUCCAGGCUGGAGGGAGCUGUCCAGUGCCCACCCCAAACCAGAGCCCUCCUGGGGGGAGCCUGCACCCCCUCCGGUCAGCGUGGACAACGGGACCUCCGCCUGGGGGAAACCCACCGGGAGCCAUGGGGGCUGGGGCGGGGGUGACAACAGCCCCGAACCCUACAGACGGGGCAACCCACCCCUGGGAUCUGCACCUUGCAAACCAGCUCCCAAAUCUAUGCAAGACGGCUGGGGAGGCGGAGGCGGCGGUGGAGGGGAGGACAUGGGUCUGUCCGGGGGCCAGUGGGACCCUGACGAUGGGGACAUGUGGAGCAGCCAAGCCUCCCAGGAGAGCAAUUCCUGGGGCAACAGACCCAGGAAGGGCCCACCCAAGGGGAAGAUGCCGGGCAAGCAGGAGGAAGCCUGGAUCAUGACUCGCCUGAUCAAGCAGCUGACAGACAUGGGCUUCCCUAGGGAUCCAGCCGAGGAGGCUCUGAAGAGGAACAACAUGAACCUGGACCAGGCCAUGAGUGCUCUGUUGGAGAAGAAGACAGAGCUGGACAGGCGGGGGAUGGGCAUGUCCGACUACAACAACGGUCUGAUCAACAAGGGGCCAAUGGGCUGCCGGCCUCCGCUCCUCUCCAAAGAGUCCUCCUCAGAUCGCUCCCCUUUCCUCGACAAGGACGGUGUUGGUAGCCUGGUGGAGGACGUCCACACCUCCUCACCGUUUAUGCCUUCCCCUGGCCCCCUCGGCCUGAAACUCCCAUCUCUGUCCAGCCAGGGCCUGGGCGGCCCACAGGGCCUAGCCAUGCAAAACUUGAACAACAGACAGAUGCAGAGUGGAAUGUUCGGCAGUAGCGGAGCAGCACAAGCCCGGUCCAUGCAGCAGCCUCCUCCUCAGCCGUCAGUGCCGCCUCUCGGCUCCUCCCAGCCUAGUCUACACGCUCAAGUGCCUCAGUUUCUCUCCCCUCAGGUUCAAGCACAGCUCUUACAGUUUGCAGCAAAAAACAUUGGUCUGAAUCCUGCACUUUUAACCUCACCAAUAAACCCUCAACAUAUGACCCUUUUGAACCAACUAUACCAGCUGCAACUGGCGUACCAGCGUUUACAAAUUCAGCAGCAGAUGUUGCAGGCUCAGCGUAAUGUUUCUGGCCCCAUCCGACAGCAAGAGCAGCAAGUUGCACGUACAAUCAAUAACAUGCAGCAGCAGAUCCAACAGCACCAGAGACAGCUGGCCCAGGCCCUGCUGAUGAAGCAGCAGCAGCAGGCCCCCGGCUCCCUCUCCUCCUCCGGCCUGCACCACGGCCAAGGCAAAUCAGCCCUGGACUUGUUCCCAGGCCACCCCCAGGCUCCGGGCCUACCCGACCUGCAGACCAAAGAGCAGCAGUCGUCCCCCAACUCCUACAGCCACUACCCUCUCUGUGAGUGGGGACUCUGUUCCACAACAUGCACAACACAUAGCAGUUCCACUGUGCUUGUUUGUGCUUUGGACAGUUGUUGACGUAAAAAGUGCAAUAUAAAUACAUUUGAUUGAUUGAUAGCAGGACAGGGACUGGGUAUGUUAUCAUUGUUACAGGUCCCAGAUGAUUGAUUGGAUUUAUAUAAAGUACCAUAGCAACAAAGUGCAAAACAAGAAACUAGUGAUUCAUCCUUAAUGCUUUAUUGACUUGUCU
Messenger RNA from Coregonus clupeaformis (lake whitefish), 4738 nucleotides. Its product is annotated as trinucleotide repeat-containing gene 6C protein-like. The transcript is spliced from 12 exons. Gene Ontology annotation, molecular function: protein binding. Gene Ontology annotation, biological process: positive regulation of nuclear-transcribed mRNA poly(A) tail shortening; miRNA-mediated post-transcriptional gene silencing. Gene Ontology annotation, cellular component: nucleoplasm; P-body. The record is from RefSeq and is a predicted model, not a curated record. Lineage: Eukaryota; Metazoa; Chordata; Actinopteri; Salmoniformes; Salmonidae. The coding region runs from base 1 to 4566 and encodes 1521 amino acids.